AUGUUAUACAACAGGUUAAUUAGUAGCUUUGAAUAAAUAUGUGCAACGUUGUUAAUUUUAUUGUUCGAUUUUGUAAAUCAUUUUUUUUUCCAAAUAAUUUAUUUAGAUGGAUUAAGAAAUCUUUGCAUUAGUUGUUUUCAUUAUAAAAUCUUUAAUUAUUGGAUUCAUGAAUUAAGUGCUUCAAAUGAUAAGAUUUCAAUUAACGUAGAAUACUUGAUAACUAUAAUUUUCAGUCUAAUUGGAAUAAUUUACAACAAAUUUGAGAAUUAACUAUUUCCAGUUAUAUGCAUUGCAGAAAUUUGCCUUUUAUUAAUAUUUAUAAAAGAAUCUUCUCAUCUAUCUCAUUUAAUAUAUGAUGCAUAUAAAAUAAUGAGUUUGAUUUUUAUGUUAAAUAUAUACUUAACAUAAUUGAAUCUUAAAUAAUGA
Molecule: messenger RNA, 426 nt
Organism: Paramecium sonneborni
Lineage: Eukaryota; Ciliophora; Oligohymenophorea; Peniculida; Parameciidae
Source: the annotation of a GenBank genome assembly